Messenger RNA from Drosophila innubila, 1653 nucleotides. RefSeq names its product organic cation transporter protein. The transcript has 3 exons. NCBI's taxonomy places the organism in Eukaryota, Metazoa, Arthropoda, Insecta, Diptera, Drosophilidae. The record is from RefSeq and is a predicted model, not a curated record. Bases 26 to 1501 code for a protein of 491 amino acids. Gene Ontology annotation, biological process: transmembrane transport. Gene Ontology annotation, cellular component: membrane. Gene Ontology annotation, molecular function: transmembrane transporter activity.
GGGACAACAAUAAAUCCGCGACAGGAUGGGUGAUCGACUAAAGAAUCCGGUGGAAAAGACGGCAGAUCCAAUCAUCUCACAGAUUGGUGACUUCCGAAGAUAUCAAUUCUUCUUCUGCGGCAUUAUAUUCCUCAGCAAGUUUGGAACUGGGUGGCAUACAUUGGCCCACAUCUUUCUAGCAGCACCAACGCCCCUAAAAUGCAAUACCGAAAAUGUGACAGAUGCGUGCAGCAAAGAAUGCCAUGACAGGGAAUUCGAUACAAGUACCUUCAAGACGACUAUUGUGACCGAGUGGGAUCUGGUCUGCGGUCGUGCAUUUAUGUCCAGUCUCUCGCAGUCCGUUGUCAUGAUGGGCAUCAUGUUUGGCAGCAUGUUCUUUGGCAUGAUCUCAGAUCGAUUUGGCCGUCGACCUGCGUUCUUGGGCUGUUGUUUCAUGCAGCUCUUUAGUGGCUUGAUCGUCUGUUUAUCACCCUAUUAUUGGUUCUACGUGGUAUUCCGAUUUCUGACGGCCUUUGCCACUGGAGGUACUAUGUGCACCAGUUUUGUGCUCAUCAUGGAAAUCAUUGGACCAAAGAAACGAGAAAUAGUAGCUAUUUUAUAUCAAAUACCCUUUAACAUUGGACAUGCCUCAUUGGCUGUCUUUGCCUACUACAUUCGCACCUGGCGGUGGUUUCAGUUCAGCAUUACGAUAUUCUCAGUCGUCUUUAUUAUCUACAUAUGCCUAGUGCCCGAGUCACCCAGAUGGCUUUACACCACCGGCAAGGUGGAUGAGUCGGUCAAGAUUCUGGAGAAGAUAGCGAAACACAAUCGGGCUCCAACGGACACUAUUAAGCCGGAGAUUGAAGCCGCCUAUAAGGUGCUAGCUGCCAAGGCUCCAGCGAAAAAGGGCAACAUAAUCGAUCUAUUUCGAACACCUUAUCUGCGAUUGAAGACCAUCUGCAUGGGCACGGAUUGGGUUGUGGUUUGCAUGGUCUACUACGGCACCGCUCAAUACAUUUCCAAGCUGGGAGGUGACAUUUUCCUUAACAAUUUGAUUGCUGCGGCCCUGGGAAUCCCCGGAACUCUCAUGUGUGUUGUGAUGACCAAGUAUAUGGGCCGCAAGAUUACAAUGAUGAUCACAAAUGGACUUAGUGGUAUUGCUCUUUUGUUGCUGGUCUUCUUGAUAAAUUCGCAUAGGACCAUUCAGGUCGUUUUAGCCACCAUUGGUCUCUUUGGAGCCUCCAUUACCUUCCCAAAUGCAUAUCUUUGGGGUGGCGAAAUAUUUCCCACUGUAGUCCGAUCCAAUGGCAUGGGACUUUGCUCCAUGCUGGGUCGCAUUGGCGGCCUCUUGGCGCCCCUCAUCUGUGAUCUGGCCAAUAUUCAGCCCUGGAUAACGCCCCUGAUAUUCGGGGCCGUCUCAAUAGUUGCUGUUGUUGCCACUCUUGCUCUGCCAGAGACGAGGGGAAUGCCGCUGCCGGAGACGCUGGAGGACGGCGAGACUUUUGGGCGAAAGAAAGACUAGACAAUUCACAAAAGAACAAGCAAUUAUUUCAUUUAAUUCAUUUAUUUGCACUAGUUGCAUUUAUUUAUUCAAGCAAUCAAACAAAAAAUAACUGGUUUAAACAACUCUCGUGCAAAUGUAAUUGUGUUAUAAUAAACUUGGUCUGAUCACAA